Messenger RNA from Aureobasidium vineae, 4005 nucleotides. NCBI's taxonomy places the organism in Eukaryota, Fungi, Ascomycota, Dothideomycetes, Dothideales, Saccotheciaceae. The record is from the annotation of a GenBank genome assembly.
GAUCUUUCGCCCUCCAUGAGUCCGCAACAGCUCGUACAGGAUUCUUCAAAACAAAGGAUCCAUCACCAGAUCGGUCUGCUAUCAAGGACAUUGGUGCCGACUCCGACUAUUCGCUCGAUAAUCCCAGUCCGGAUCCGAUCAUCGACGAAAGACGAUUAUGUCUGUAUAGGCAGAGACUUUAUUCAACUCUUUGAGGUUGAGUCCGAUGCCCGUGUCACUCAUAUCGCGACAAAGAGUGACUUUGACAGCGAGAUUGGUUCGGCCAAUGUUAUCGGUCACUUCGAUCCGUACGAAAGCGAAAACAAAGAGUCCACCGACGACACAGAUGGUGACAACACAGGUGGCAACAGCAAUUGUUCUGAAAGCCCUACGGGCCCACAGAUGCUUGCCUUUACCCUUAUUGGCACAGCGCAGCUAUUCUUUCUCACAGCUUUGGAUGCCGAGAAUGGCAAAGUUAUUUUCAAGGGAUUGUGCGUACCUAUGCCUAUCUUCAUCAAUCCGCCGCGAGUGCACGGAAAUGCUAUAGCGGUGGAUCCCUACUCUCGAGCUGUGGCAGUGGCCAUCGGUGAGCACAAAGUCUUUGUGUGUUAUGCGAAUCGAGCAGAACUACUGAGAUCGGGGCAACAAAGAUGGAACGAGGGGUUCAUCCUAGUCUCUAGCUCCCAGACCAUCAAGGAAGUGCCUGGUACUAUCUUGCUAAUGGACUUCCUUUACCCGCCGAAACACGAUCGAGACCGGAUUAUCUUACUCAUGAUUGUCCUGCAUGAUAAAGUUGUAAGACCAUUAUGGGUUGAGUGGUCAAACUUCGAAAAAGCCGAGUCUGCGGCAAUCAGGCAGGCUCACAGGAUCUUCUUGUGCAACGCAGCCUUUGUACUCGCUACCGGAAGAGGCCUCAAGAUCUUCGAGAACAUUUUGACCUCAUCGAUGACCACGAGCGUUCUGGUUCUUGAUCGAGAGGAUCCACCAGAGCACUAUCCACCAUCUUCAUAUAAACCGCUUUGGUCCAGAUGGGUGCGACCCAGAAGAGACAUCGAGGACGAAGAGGAAGAUUACAUCUACCUGAUAUCCGAGGAUGGUAACGUCUAUUAUCUGGUGUUUGACCAAUACUCGCCUGGAGAAGGCGUCGUUGUCAAUCCUGUCGGAAGCCUGGAAUGUCAUGUGGAUUCAGCAUGUGCGCCGUUCGGAAGGUCGAACCAAGGGGACAUCCUAAUCGUCCAUGGUGCGUCAAGCACGGGUUGUGUCUGGAUGUGUCGCCAAGCUCCUGCCACUGAUUCAGAGCCGAGGGGUGGUAUGCACGGCUUCGUCGUGAGCUCGUUACCGAACUGGUCAGAGAAUCUGGAUCUGGUAGCUAAGCCCACGUCACGUAGAAGACUACCGGUAUACUCGAGGGACACUCUAUUUGCACCUAGUGGUCGACAACCUUACGGCCAGAUCACGGAGCUACGCAUGGGUCUUGAAGCACGCAUCGGCGCUCGUGUCAAAGGACACGCUCCGUUCAAUAUCGUGUCACAUGCGUGGAUUCUUCCUCUUCCAGUAGGGGAUGUGUUCUUCAUGGUUCUUUCCUGUCCAGGGCAGACCCAUGUUUUGUCGCUACCGCAUUCUCCUGAGCAUUCUGACUUCAAUGACAUACAAGCCGUGAGGACCGCUGGUCUUGACAUGCAGCACUCGACGCUCGCCGUAGCCAUGAUAGCGGGCAACUGUGUCUUCCAGAUUACAGAAUCUGCGAUCUCAUUUAGUCGCAAUGCUCAAGACAGUUUGCUUGUUGAGCAGUGGCCGUCGGGGUACAAAGCUGUCGCGGCAGCGAUCGAGAACAACAUUCCGUGUGCAGUCAUCGCACUACGCAUCGCAGGAAGAUCAGAACUUCGGUCACUCAAAGUUGAUGACGUUGAUGACGAGACAGUGUCUAUUUCGCAUCUUGGCAAGCCUAUACAAACAGAGGGUGAGGUGAUAUCUUUGGCCAUCCAUUCUACCGGGAUGUUGACGUUCGUCGUCGCUGGCGACUCCAACGGCACACUGCAUAUCUUCAGAGUCUCUCCGAAGAACGGACUCGAGCCUUACCUGGAGCAUGAGAUUCUCCAGAACCCAGAUCACUUGGAUGACCUCGAGGCCUUGAACGUCUGCGAAGAUAUUCUUGUCCUGGGCGAGCAGGUUUCAUCAGAGAAGCCUGCCGAUCUUAUUGUCCUUUGCGGCUUGCGAGGUGGUUCAGUCUAUGCACUCGAGCUUCGAGUCGGUCUAGAUGGUAAGUGCUGCAUCCAACGUACUAAACGAGCUCACUACUCACAUCGAUAUANNGCAUCACUACAUAUCAGUUCGCAAAGACACUUUAGCUUGGGAUUGACGACGGUCAAUCUUAACUUCGGGAGGAGCCAUAUGUCUGCAUUUGCAACUUGUGGCGAUGGGUUGUUCAGUAUCACUAUGAAAGACACCAGACUGAGCGCCAUAAACAUCUCUGAUGUAUACCUAACAGAGGGCUCGCACUACUUCCACCAAGAUCCUGUUGUGGCCAUGACAAUGGUCCCGUAUCAUGAGACAUCGAGCUUGUCCGAAGCCUUUAUCGUCAUCUCAGGAGACUCCUGUCUCGUGACAGCGGUAUCCGAUAGGCGACAGAUGAUCCCGAAUCACAUCGAUGUUCCGGGAUCUCCUCAUACACUGAUCGAGUCUAGACCACUGAACUGCCUUGUCAGCGCGUCUUCCUAUGUAUGGAAGCGUUCUCCGACGACUAGGGCUUUACGUGAUGUGGUUCAAUUUAGCGCAGGCGACUGGAGUUGCACCUGGGAGACAGACAUCGGUUGGAAGGUUCACUCGAUGACCGAAUGGUCUUUCAGAAGAACACCCGACGCUGCACGACAUGUCUUGAUCGCAGUUGCCGUUGGCCGGGCUACGCGAUUUGACGAGGUCGCUCCUCCCGGAUCAAUGAACGGCAAAAUCUACCUGCUUCGACCUCCAGCUGUGGGUAAAGAGGGCAACAUCCAAGUUUCACAAUCGAAGCAGUUGCAGUUCGAAUCUCCUGUAACAGCGAUUGCAACCUAUAGCGACACGCAAAUCAUAGUGUGCUCUGGGAAAAAGGUAUACUUCUUCGAGUGUGACGUCGAAACGUUAAGGUUCCAUGAAGUAUGCCAUUUUGUUAUGCAUAGUGCUGGUAUGCGCGUGACUACUGCGCCACCACACAUACACAUCACUACCGAACGCGACUCAACGCUUACGCUCCAACUGGUCAACAGCCCAAACGAUCCAACUUCGAAGAUACUUCGAAACGUCGCCAGGGGUGAUGGAGCACGGCAAUCUACUAGCCAUACAACCAUCGACGUCUCACAAGAUGAUCAAACAACGUUGAGCUUCAAUCUGACGAGCACACUGAACGGAGAGCUCGUCGGCUUGAGGGUACCAGACCCCAGCCAACCCCCGAUAAUAGCUUCCCACGACAAGCUUUUCACUGCAAAACUCUUCCGCUCGGUCAUGCGUGUUGUGGAAGCCAAAGUGCGUCCACCAUGGAAGCCUGUACACAAGACCUCCGCCGUCCUCAAAGACGACCUCGUCGGCAUUACCACAGACGGAACGGUUUACGGGUUCGCGGUUCUUGAUGAAUACACAGCAAAUCGCCUGCGAUGGGUGCAGAGGCUGUGCCAGCGCAGCCCUGAAAUCUGUCCCUUUACCUACAGCACACCGCCGACGAUUACGCAAAACGGGAUUACCAAAGCAAUACCGAUGAUACUGCCGCCUCUUGGUUUCGAAAACCCGUCUGACGCAACUCGUUGGAGUGGAGAUAUGGUGAGGAAGCUCAGGAGACACAGGGCCGAUGAUAUGCACGUCGACGGCGACAUCUUGGCUCGAUUGUUGGAGCAGGAGGACAGUGUGGAAGUGCUCACCUCUAUCCUUGAUGCUGAGGCCAAGAAGAGGNUCCACGAUCCCAUCUCAAGCUGGGUUCGUGAUAAUCUGGAGGCGCAGAAGGCGGAGGUUGGGACACUGGUUGCCGAAGCCACGGCUGCUGUUGAUCGAUGGUGGUGA